UUGUAUUUAUAGCUGUCGUGUAAUUAACAUCAUGGUGUUAUAAAUUUGUGUUUCACAGUUUAACGUGACUGUGAAUUCCGCGAUCUGAAUAAACCCUCGCUGUGUGCUCGUCUUCACAGCUACACAGAUAAUUCAAUUCAAUGGAUAAAGGGAAGGCUGUGAUCGGAUCCUUGGGACGAAGAUGGGCCGUUGAUUUCUCCGAUAAUUCUACUUCUCGCGAUAUUCUCGAUCCUCCUGGUUUCUCACGCGCUUCCCUCGAUCAGGAUGAUUCAUCGCUUAGUCGCCAAAAGAAGGAUGCUGAAUCCAACUGGAAAGCUCAGAAAGCUUGGGAAGUUGCACAAGCCCCUUUUAAGAAUUUGUUAAUGAUGGGGUUCAUGAUGUGGAUGGCUGGUAGUACUGUUCAUUUGUUUAGCAUUGGUAUUACCUUCUCAGCUCUUUGGCAGCCCAUAAGUGCCUUACAAAGUGUUGGAAAAAUGUUUGAACCUUACAAAGACAGUAAAGUGGAGCUUCUUGGGCCUAAGUUGUUGUUCAUGGCCCUCAAUCUGGGAGGCUUGGCACUAGGUGUUUGGAAGCUCAAUGCGAUGGGACUGCUUCCAACCCACACAUCAGACUGGGUGUCAUCCUUACCACCUGCUCUGGAAGUGGAGUACUCAGGCGGGGGUCUAAAUUUUGGUUGAUGCUCCAGUUCUUUCUUUUUUGGUAGCAUGUCUUUGAGGAAGUUAAGAAUUUGGUGAUGUUAGCAUGUUGUAAUGGUCACAAAAGACCUCUUGAGGCAUGACUUGUUUCUUAUUUAUGAAAAAUGUUACCAGCUCAUACAGUCACUAAGAUUAGACAGGGUUUGUAUUGUAUUGGACUGUUAGUGCUCUGAAUAGUUAAGAACACCGUUUUAAUUCGUAUUUAGGAGUCUAAUAUUUGCACAUUAUUAAUCUCUAAAUCUGGCAUACUAGAAUCUUCCUUACAAUGAAGCUUCUAAACUAUUGAUUUCUUUUAAAUGCUUAUGUUUAUUCACCUAAA
Messenger RNA from Cicer arietinum (chickpea), 1014 nucleotides. RefSeq lists its product as uncharacterized. The record is from RefSeq and is a predicted model, not a curated record. NCBI's taxonomy places the organism in Eukaryota, Viridiplantae, Streptophyta, Magnoliopsida, Fabales, Fabaceae.